GGCGGCUCCUCGUCGUCCUCCUCCUCCUCCUCCUCCUCCUCCUCGUCCUCCUCGGAGCAGUUCCCGGCUAUAAAUACGGUCGGUGCGAUGGGGAGAGGGUCACCGCCGCCGCCUCCUCCAGCCGCCCCCCAGCAGUAGCAGCAGGAGGAGGAGACGGGGCUAGCGCCGCCCGUGCAGCCGGUCCUUGCAGCCGGUCCUUGCAGCCGGUCCUUGCAGCCGGUCGGUGCCCGCAGCCCGUGCAGCCGGUCCUUGCAGCCGAUCCUCGCAGCCGGUCGGUGCCCGCAGCGGGUCCCGGAGCGCCGGGAGGAGGAGGAGCAGGAGGCAGGAGGAGGGAGGGGUCGGCCCCCCGGCCCGGCCCGGCCCGUCCCGUCCCGUCCCGUCCCGGGGCCCCCCGCCCGGCCGCGGCGAUGAUGCAGCUGUGCGACUCGUCGAAGCAGAAGCACUCGCUCUUCCACGCCAUGAACGGCUUCAUCGGCGCCGUCAACACCAUGGACCAGACGGUGAUGGUGCCCAGCCUGCUGCGGGACGUGCCGCUCCUGCAGCCCGAGCGGGCGGGCCGGGGCGGGGGCCCGGGGGGCGGCCCGGGGCCGGGGGCGGGGUCCGGCCCGGACGGGGGCCCGGGGGGCUUCUUCGCCCCCAGCCGGGACAUGUACAGCCACUACGUGCUGCUCAAGUCCAUCCGCCACGACAUCGAGUGGGGGGUCCUGCAGCCCCCGGCCCAGCCCGACGAGGCCCGCAGGGGCAAGGACAGGCCCCCCGACGACGGCGACGGGGGCGGGGGCCCCGCGGGGGCCGAGGAGGACCUGGAGCAGCAGUUCCACUACCACCUGCGGGGCCUGCACACCGUCCUCUCCAAGCUCACCCGCAAGGCCAACGUGCUCACCAACAGAUACAAGGAGGAGAUCGGCUUCGGCAGCUGGGGAAACUGAGGCCCGGGCCCCCCCUCCCCCCAACGCGCCGGACGGAGGUGGCGCUCAGCACGCAGCCGGCGCCCGAUAAAUGCCAUCGGACGAAUGAUCAGGCCCCCCUUCCCUCCCUCCCCCUCCAACAACGAGCUUCCAGCCGCAAGGGCGGGGCCGCGGGAGGUGGCGCUGGUUUUGCACUAUUUUUUUUUUUUCUUGAAUCGUGACGAUGAUGGCCUGUCGCGACAGAGGGGAAGAGCACGCGCGGGACCCCCCCCCCAUCCCCCUCCGGUCCCCCACCCGCGCAAAAAAGAGCCAUCGCUUAGACCACUACGAGCUGGCGUUGGGGCCUCCUCCGUCUUCUACAACGCGGCUCCUCCCCCCUCGGCCCCGUCCCCCGCUGGGGCGGAUUUGGGCUGAGAAGCCAAUAAAAAUAAUAAAAUCGCAACGAUUCAAAAAGACUCCCCGCCCCCCUCCGCUGGAACCAACUGACAGUUCUGCUUUUGCUCCCCGACAGAACGAUGAAGGGUUCCAGGGUUGUAUAGGUAUCCCUUUAUUUAAGACUUGUUUUUUUUUAUCCAGAUGUAGAGUUCUAUUCUAAAAAAAAAAAACCCCAAUAAUAAAUAUGCAAAUGUAUUAACUCAUCUCCGACCAAACUUUUUGUCAGCCAACCCAUCCUGAUCCCCUCCCCGCCCCCCGACCGGUUUUCGGUAAUAAACAGUACUGGUUUACUUUUUUUUUUUUUCAAAACAAUAAAUUUUUAUUUUUCCUCAGGUA
Messenger RNA from Ornithorhynchus anatinus (platypus), 1679 nucleotides. It is a transcript of the gene MID1IP1, whose product is annotated as MID1 interacting protein 1. Gene Ontology annotation, cellular component: cytosol. The coding region runs from base 408 to 929 and encodes 173 amino acids. Gene Ontology annotation, biological process: regulation of lipid biosynthetic process. Lineage: Eukaryota; Metazoa; Chordata; Mammalia; Monotremata; Ornithorhynchidae. The record is from RefSeq and is a predicted model, not a curated record. The transcript has 2 exons.